Hydatigera taeniaeformis is the source of this 393-nucleotide messenger RNA. Lineage: Eukaryota; Metazoa; Platyhelminthes; Cestoda; Cyclophyllidea; Taeniidae. The record is from the annotation of a GenBank genome assembly.
AUGUUUAGAGAUUGCUACUACUCCAAGUUUGGUGAACGAUGUGGUGGCUGUCGGAAGCCCAUCACCGACGCAUACAUAACUGCACUGGAACAACCGUGGCACGAGGACUGUUUCAAAUGCAAGGAUUGUGGAAUAAAACUGACAGGUCGUAAUUUCUAUGCUGAGAAUGGUUACCUCUACUGCGAGAAGCACCAUCGUCGCAACUUAGGUAUGGUGUGCGCGGCGUGCCAGGAGCCCAUCUCAGGCAAUAGGUGCAUCAAUGCUCUGGGCAAUAGGUACCAUCCACAACACUUUGUGUGCACCUACUGCUUGCGUCAGCUUAGCACCGGCACCUUCAAGGAACGCCUUGGCAAGCCCUAUUGUGACUCCUGUUUUCGCCAACUCUUCGGCUGA